Molecule: messenger RNA, 3636 nt
Organism: Aureococcus anophagefferens
Lineage: Eukaryota; Pelagophyceae; Pelagomonadales; Pelagomonadaceae
Exons: 7
Coding region: 1-3636 (1211 amino acids)
Source: RefSeq, a predicted model, not a curated record
AUGCUGUGCAGCUCGAAACCCGGCGAGGUCUACGAGCGGCUCACGUCCAUGCUGAGCAACAUGUCCAUCGUCUCGGGCGUCGUGUUGUCCGCGUUCGCCGGCGCGGCGCUCAGCCCGCUGGCGCCGGACGACUACCCGCCCGCGGCGCGGACCAAGGUCGACGCGUUCAACGCCGUCGCCGCGGCCGCGGUGACCGUCGCGAUCCAGCUGCUCGUCUGCCUCUACUCGACGUUCACGCUCUACAUCCUCACGGCCAACGCGCCGUCGCCGUCGGCGACGUACCGGCACCUCAUGCACAUGGCGCGGUGGAUCGGCUUCCUCGAGUUCAUGACCUUCGUGCCCGCGCUCGGCGGCUUCGUGCUCGUCGGCAUCGCGGCGACGUUGCGCUGCGGCGACUUUUCCCUCUACGUCGUCGCCGCCGUCGCGGCGGCCUUCGUGACCUUCCAGGCCUGGUUCGUCUGCCUCAACAUGUGGGCGUUCCCCUACAACUCGUGGUGCUGGGCGCUCCCCGCGGGCAGUGGCGUGCCCUGGAUGCUGCCGUGGAACCGCGACCUCGCGGAGGACCACGGGAGGCUCCUCCUCGACGAGGCCCGGGAGGGCGUCCUCGCCGGCCUCGACGACGACGGCGACGACGUCAUCGACAACGUCCGCGAGCCGGAGCGCGCGCGCGAGCUCGCGGACUGGAUCCGCACCGCGCUGCCGGGCUUCCCGCGCUGCGUCGACGUCGCCGAGGACCUCCUCGCGAACGGCCUCACGCGCGACCGCCUCGUCGAGGCCGCGACGCUCCCGGGCGGCUUCCAGGUCCUCGUCGACAUGCUCUCCGCGCAGAUGAAGGGCUCCGGCCUGCGGCCGGGCGACCGGCUCGCCGUCGCCGCGGCCGCGAUGCGGGACGCGGCCGCGGUCGCCGUGACGGUCAACAUUGGACGAAGCAGCCCGAUCGAAAAAAAAUCCGAGGCGAUGGACUUACUGUCCGGCGCCGCGGCGUCCAUCUUCGGCGAGUCCAUGCCGCCGCAGCCGCCGCCGUUCUGGCGCUGCCGCUGCGGCAGCGUCAAGGUCGAGUUUUCCACGGCGCCUCGGUUCUGCUUCGACUGCCAUUGCCAGAGCUGCGUCGCCUGCGCCGAGUUCUGCAUGACGAACAUCCCGAGCGGCACGUCGGCGCUGAGCGAGUGCGGCGGCGUGAAGAAGGCGCUCUUCCACUGCGGGGACUGCACGCUGCCGCCGGACGCGCACGAGAAGCUCUACUGGAUCCGCGUGACGACCGAGGGGCGGAACUACCGCUCCGCGACCAAGUGCUGCAACACGCUCAUGUGCACGGCGUCGCUGCCCAUCGCCCUGCGGCCCUUCAACCGCAACGGGCUCUACAACUUCGACGGCAGCAGGUCCAUCCCCGAGCCGCGCGCCGACGGCAUGCCCGAGGGCAUGCUCUCGUGCCUGCUCCACGCCGCGGCCUUCGCGCCCGGCGACGGCAAUCCCGCGUGGCUCCCGCCGAGCCCCGCGGCCUUCGACCUCGGGAGCGACUGGCGCAGCAGCACGCCCGGGUUCGGCUCGCGGGACGCGAGCGUGUCCGAGGGCACCUUGGACGACGGGAGGCAGGCGAGCACGUCGGCCACCGCGACGCGCUUCGACCGCGUCGCGUUCCGGAGCGCCUCGUCCGCGCGCCGCUGCUCGACGACGGACGUCAUGGACCCCGUCGUCGCCCCGGACAUCACCGACGCGUCGCCCGGGAAGCUCCGCAGGGACUUUCCGCCCGGCGACGCGCCGCCCGACAGGGGCGACAUGGGCACGGGCGGGUCGAGCACGGGCCCUUCCGCGAAGGCGACGAAGGACUGGCCCAACAAACUCGGCCGCUCGAGCUGCGCCGGCGUGUGGGGCCAGCCGAACUUUUUCUGCCAGCGCUUCGCGCUGAGCUGGCGCCGCUUCUCCGCGAGCGCGCCGACGCCCGUCGCGCGGGCCUCCGCUGCGCAACGUCCUGGGCCCGAGGUCUGGGACGCGAUGCCGCCCAAGAAGAAGGGCAAGGGGAAGAAGGGCGGGAAGAAGGGCGCCGCGAAGCUCGCCGAGGAGGCGGCGAAGCAGCAGCAGCUCGCCGCGGAGCAGGAAGCGAAGCGGCGCUACGAGGAGGAGCAGGCGGCCCGGGAGGCGACGCUCGUGCUGCGCGAGGAGGCGCUCGCGAAGCGGGAGCAGGACGCGCUGUCGCUCGAAGUCGAGUACAAGAACAAGCUCGAGGGCAUCGACAGCGAGGUCGCGCUGCGCGCGCGCAGCGGCAUCGCCGCCGCCGAGGCGCGCGAGGCGGCGAGCGAGCGGCGCGCGGUCAUGCGCGAGACGGAGUGCCAGCAGCGCGAGAGCUGCUUCGCGGCGGCGGAGCGGGAACUCGCGGUGCGGUCCAUCGAGAUCGCGGCGCGCGAGGCGGCCAUGGGCGAGAACGUCAUCGGCGGCGUCGCCGAGCGCCUCGACAAGAUGCUCAGCGAGCAGGCCGUGACGCGGGACACCAUGCUCACGCGCCACAAGGAGAUCGAGCGCGAGCGCGCGGCGCUGAAGGUCCGCGAGGCGAAUUGGCAGGAGGAGGUCGCGAAGAUGGAGGCCCAGCUCGCGGCGAAGGAGCGCGAGGCCAAGGCGCGCCUCGAGAAGGAAGAAAAAAAGGUGCUCCAGAAGGACUUCACGCUGAAGCGCCGGCUGCAGCGCCGCGUCCGCGAGGCCGAGGCCAUCGUCGAGGCGCACCGCGCGGAGUGCGCGGUGCGCGACCGGCGCCUCAAGGUGCGCGAGGAGGAGAUCAAGCGGCGGAACACGGACCUCGUGCACCUCCUGCGCAAGGCGCGGAAGCACGAGCUCGCGUUGAAGGACAAGGCCGCCAAGGAGAACGCGUCGCCCGCGGCGGGCGACUUCGCGCCGCCGCCCUGGGAGCCCCAGCGCAGCCCGCCGUCGUGGCAGCCCCCGGGCGCCGGCAACGAGGAGCUCGCGGCGCUGGAACUGGCGGCGUCCGCGGGCGCGGCCGCGCCGGACGCGGCGCUCGCGGCCGCGGCCCCGAAGCCGCUCGGGUCGCCGUCGCCCUCGCGCGAGCUGCUCUACCGCCCGGCGUCCGAGGCCGGGUCCCCGGGGAAGCCCGACGAGCCGAAGAAGCGCGACGUCGCCCAGGACGAGUUCAAGGCCGUGCUCCGCCGCGUCCAGGCCAUGGAGGACGAGCUGGUCGAGGAGCUCCGGGCCUUUGACGGGUCGCGCGAGCAGGAGGAGGCGGACGCCGUCGAGGCGGCGCUCAAGGACGUCCAGGCCGCCGAACGGCUCGUCCUCGCCGCCGAGGGCCUCACGUCGUCGGGCUCCCGGCCGUCGUCCGCGCAGCCCGCGGCCGCGCCGCCGCGGCCCUACGCGGCGCGGAACCUCCCGGAGCGGUCGCCCGUCGCGGACGCGGCGACGCCGACGCGGCCGGGCCGCGGCGCGCGGCCCGCGUCCGCGGGGCCCGUCCGCGCGGAGGAGGCCUGGGCCGCCGCGGUCGCCGACGGGCCCGCGCCCGCGGCCGACGAGCCCGCGCCGGUGUACACGAUCCGCCAGCACGAGUUCGACAUCCCCGAGUUCAAGACGAACCCCGACGACAAGACCCCGCAGGGGUUGCGCGGCUCGAACGCGUAUUCGAACGCGGACUACUAG